Molecule: messenger RNA, 3094 nt
Organism: Pseudophryne corroboree (corroboree frog)
Lineage: Eukaryota; Metazoa; Chordata; Amphibia; Anura; Myobatrachidae
Gene: COPG2
Product: COPI coat complex subunit gamma 2
Exons: 24
Coding region: 48-2666 (872 amino acids)
Biological process (GO): endoplasmic reticulum to Golgi vesicle-mediated transport; intracellular protein transport; intra-Golgi vesicle-mediated transport
Cellular component (GO): Golgi membrane; endoplasmic reticulum; endoplasmic reticulum-Golgi intermediate compartment
Molecular function (GO): structural molecule activity
Source: RefSeq, a predicted model, not a curated record
AGGCUCAUCAUUACCGAUACCGGUAUCUGCAGGCCCCGCAUCCGGAAAUGAUAAAGAAAUUUGACAAGAAGGACGAGGAGUCCGGAAGUGGCUCUAAUCCUUUCCAGCAUUUGGAGAAGAGUGCAGUUCUUCAAGAGGCUCGGUUGUUCAAUGAAACUCCUAUAAAUCCAAGAAGAUGUCUCCAUAUUUUAACCAAGAUUUUGUACUUGUUGAACCAGGGUGAACACUUUGGAACAAUGGAAGCCACUGAAGCGUUCUUUGCUAUGACCAGACUAUUCCAGUCAAAUGAUCAAACGCUGCGACGAAUGUGCUAUCUGACUAUCAAAGAGAUGGCUAAUAUCUCGGAAGACGUCAUUAUUGUCACAAGCAGUCUGACCAAGGAUAUGACUGGGAAAGAAGAUGUUUACCGGGGGCCAGCCAUCCGCGCACUUUGCCGGAUCACUGACGCCACCAUGUUGCAGGCUAUUGAGAGGUACAUGAAGCAAGCUAUAGUGGAUAAAGUUCCUAGCGUCUCCAGUUCUGCAUUGGUGUCUUCCUUGCAUAUGAUGAAAAUAAGCUAUGAUGUUGUGAAACGAUGGAUCAAUGAAGCUCAGGAAGCUGCUUCUAGUGACAACAUCAUGGUUCAGUACCAUGCACUGGGACUCCUCUACUACUUACGGAAGAAUGACCGACUUGCCGUUGCAAAGAUGAUAAAUAAAUUUACUAAGUCUGGACUCAAAUCCCCUUUCGCAUACUGCAUGUUAAUACGAAUUGCUAGCCGUUUGCUUGAAGAGUCCGAUAACGGACACAACAGUCCCUUGUUUGAUUUUAUUGAGAGUUGCCUCCGAAACAAACAUGAAAUGGUGAUAUAUGAAGCGGCUUCAGCAAUUAUCCACCUUCCCAACUGUACAGCGAGGGAGCUGGCCCCAGCUGUAUCAGUUCUACAGUUGUUCUGCAGCUCCCCAAAACCUGCUUUAAGAUAUGCUGCUGUACGGACUCUCAACAAGGUGGCAAUGAAACACCCUUCUGCAGUCACUGCAUGUAACCUAGACUUGGAAAACCUCAUCACUGACUCCAACCGUAGUAUUGCAACCCUGGCUAUCACCACUCUGUUGAAAACCGGAAGUGAGAGCAGUGUUGAUAGACUUAUGAAACAAAUCUCCACCUUUGUGUCUGAGAUCUCUGAUGAAUUUAAAGUAGUGGUUGUACAAGCGAUCAGUGCCUUGUGUCAGAAAUACCCACGCAAACACACUGUGAUGAUGACCUUUCUGUCCAACAUGCUCAGAGAUGAUGGGGGUUUUGAAUACAAACGAGCUAUUGUGGACUGCAUCAUCAGUAUUAUAGAGCAGAACCCGGAUAGUAAAGAGUCUGGACUUGCCCAUUUAUGCGAGUUCAUUGAGGAUUGUGAACACACAGUGCUUGCCACCAAGAUACUACACUUGUUGGGCAAAGAAGGUCCACGCACACCUACCCCAUCCAAAUAUAUCCGUUUCAUCUUCAACAGAGUAGUGUUGGAGAAUGAGGCUGUCAGAGCAGCUGCUGUUAGCGCUUUGGCAAAAUUUGGCGCUCAAAAUGAAUGUCUCCUUCCCAGCGUGCUUGUUCUUCUACAAAGGUGCAUGAUGGACAGUGAUGAUGAGGUUCGGGACAGAGCAACGUUUUACUUCAAUGUUUUAAAGCAGAAACAGUUAAACCUCAAUGCAGCCUACAUUUUAAAUGGUCUGACAGCAUCCGUGCUUGGAAUGGAAAAGGCCUUGCACCAGUACACACUGGAGCCAUCAGAGAAGCCAUUUGACUUGAAGUCUGUUCCUUUAAGCACAGUACCUUUCUUGGAACAGAAAACUGAUCUUGCUCCAGUAACUAGCAAGCAGCAUGGUAAAGCAGUACCUGCUCGUCAAGACAUAUUUCAAGAACAACUGGCUGCUAUCCCAGAAUUCAAAAACUUGGGACCGCUGUUCAAGUCUUCUGACCCUGUGCAGCUCACAGAAGCAGAAACAGAAUACUUUGUGCGCUGUGUAAAGCAUACAUUCACAGAUCAUGUUGUAUUUCAGUUUGACUGUACCAAUACACUGAAUGAUCAGCUAUUAGAGAAAGUGAUGGUUCAAAUCGAGCCAUCAGAAGGGUAUGAAGUGCUCUAUUAUGUCCCGACACAGAGUCUUCCCUACAACCAGCCAGGGAUAUGUUACACCCUAGUCAGGCUUCCUGAGGAUGAGUCUACUGCAGUGUCUUGCACAUUUAACUGCACAAUGAAAUUUGUGGUCAGAGACUGUGAUCCUCACACCGGUGUCCCUGACGAUGAAGGUUACAGUGAUGAAUAUGUGCUUGAAGACCUAGAGGUGACGCUUGAAGACCACAUUCAGAAGGUUUUGAAGCCAAAUUUUAGUGCGGCCUGGGAAGAACUGGGCGAUGUAUAUGAGAAAGAGGAAACCUUUGCUCUUAGUACUACAAAGACUCUUGAUGAUGCUGUUAAAAACAUCAUUAAGUUCCUAGGAAUGCAACCAUGCGAGAGGUCUGAUAAGGUGCCAGAGAACAAGAACUCCCAUGUGCUUUAUCUCUCAGGUGUAUAUCGAGGAGGUCAUGAUGUUUUGGUAAGAUCCAGGCUUGCUUUGGCUGAUGGUGUCACCAUGCAAGUAACAGUGAGGAGCACUCAUGAGACCCCAGCUGAUGUUAUCCUAGCAUCCGUUGGGUAAACAGUCCCUGGUGAGGACAUACCUACAUGACCAGGAACAUUUCAAGAUUUCCUUCAACCCCUUUCCUAAAAUACUAUGGAGUUGUACUUCUUGCUUGUGAGUCUUAAAUAAUCAGUGGACCAAUUAACAUGUCGGCAACAACUAGAGAUGCUGCAGAGCCGCAGCUGCCAAUGUUUUCCAAGAUCCUACUGACACUUUGUCCAUUCCAUUUUAUCCAGAUGAAGCAUGAGACUUUCCUUCAUCAUUCUUAAGAGACCACCUUUAUACCUGAAGUACCUGACUGACCGUUUGACUCAUUACACAAGCUGAUCCAUUGACACAGCUGUGAUUCAUGAAAUACAUCAAAAUGUACUUGUGUUCCAAGAAAAGUGCAAUUGUUUAAGUCUCCAUUAUUGUUCACAACCAAAGUAAAGUACAAAUUCAGUUUC